AAGAUGGAGACGCACAUAUCGUGCCUCUUCCCGGAAAUUUUAGCCAUGAUUUUCAGUUACUUGGACGUAAGGGACAAAGGCAGAGUGGCCCAAGUGUGCACGGCGUGGAGGGACGCCUCUUAUCACAAGUCGGUGUGGAGGGGGGUGGAAGCCAAGCUGCAUUUGAGGAGGGCGAACCCGUCGCUGUUCCCUAGCCUCCAGGCCCGGGGAAUCCGGCGAGUACAGAUCUUAAGCCUCCGGCGAAGCCUGAGCUACGUGAUCCAGGGAAUGCCAAACAUUGAGAGUUUGAACCUAAGCGGCUGCUAUAACUUAACAGAUAACGGCCUGGGGCAUGCUUUCGUACAGGAAAUACCUUCCCUGCGGGUACUCAACCUGAGCCUUUGCAAACAGAUCACGGACUCUAGCCUGGGCAGAAUUGCUCAGUAUUUGAAAAACCUAGAGGUGUUGGAGCUUGGGGGCUGCAGCAACAUCACCAAUACUGGUUUGUUACUCAUUGCUUGGGGUUUGCACAGACUCAAGAGCCUGAACCUGAGGAGCUGCCGGCAUGUGUCCGAUGUGGGUAUAGGGCAUUUGGCUGGCAUGACUAGGAGUGCAGCAGAAGGCUGUUUGAACCUGGAGUACCUGACGCUGCAGGACUGCCAGAAGUUGACGGACCUGUCCCUCAAACACAUCUCCAAAGGCUUGACCAAGCUUAAAGUUCUUAAUUUGAGUUUCUGCGGGGGUAUUUCGGACGCCGGCAUGAUUCAUCUGUCCCACAUGACAAGUCUUUGGAGCCUUAACCUACGGUCUUGCGACAACAUCAGUGAUACGGGAAUUAUGCACCUCGCUAUGGGCACUUUGAGGCUAUCGGGCCUCGACGUGUCUUUCUGCGACAAGAUCGGGGACCAGAGCCUGGCGUACAUUGCCCAGGGACUGUACCAGCUCAAGUCGCUGUCGCUGUGUUCGUGCCACAUUAGCGACGACGGCAUCAAUCGGAUGGUGCGCCAGAUGCACGAGCUGAGGACCCUCAACAUUGGCCAGUGUGUGCGGAUUACAGACAAAGGACUCGAGCUCAUAGCCGACCACUUGACUCAGUUGACUGGCAUCGAUCUGUAUGGAUGUACAAAAAUCACUAAGAGGGGCUUGGAGAGAAUAACGCAGCUCCCCUGCCUUAAAGUUUUGAACCUGGGCCUCUGGCAGAUGACUGAGAGUGAGAAAGUGAGGUGAAACUCGGUGA
Molecule: messenger RNA, 1216 nt
Organism: Chanos chanos (milkfish)
Lineage: Eukaryota; Metazoa; Chordata; Actinopteri; Gonorynchiformes; Chanidae
Gene: fbxl14b
Product: F-box and leucine-rich repeat protein 14b
Exons: 1
Coding region: 4-1206 (400 amino acids)
Biological process (GO): SCF-dependent proteasomal ubiquitin-dependent protein catabolic process
Cellular component (GO): SCF ubiquitin ligase complex
Molecular function (GO): protein binding
Source: RefSeq, a predicted model, not a curated record